AACAAUCAUGGCGGCGACGGCGGUGGUCUGGCAACCCCGAGACGACGGUCUCGCCGAGAUCUGCGCUCUUCUCGAACAACAGAUUUCUCCUUCCUCCGUCGUCGACAAGUCUCAGAUUUGGCAGCAGCUUCAACACUUCUCUCAGUUCCCUGAUUUCAACAACUAUCUCGUCUUCAUCCUCGUUCGCGCUGAGGGCAAGUCCGUAGAGGUUCGCCAAGCUGCUGGAUUACUUCUGAAAAAUAAUUUGAGGGGUGCUUAUCCAUCCAUGGUUCAAGAAAACCAAAAAUACAUCAAGUCAGAGUUGUUGCCUUGUCUGGGAGCAGCGGACAGGAAUAUACGGGCUACAGUUGGAACUAUCAUCAGUGUUAUUGUGAAUAUCGAAGGAGUUUCUGGAUGGUCUGAGCUUUUGCCAGCUCUUGUUACUUGCUUAGACAGUAAUGAUCUAAAUCACAUGGAUGGUGCGAUGGAUGCAUUGUCAAAGAUUUGUGAGGAUAUCCCGCAUGUCUUGGAUUCAGAAGUGCCUGGCUUAGCAGAGCGCCCUAUCAACAUAUUCUUGCCUAGGCUAUUUCAGUUUUUUCAGUCACCCCAUGCUUCACUGAGGAAGCUUGCCCUGGGUUCUGUGAACCAAUAUAUCAUAAUAAUGCCUGCUGCUUUGUUCCAUUCAAUGGAUAAGUACCUUCAGGGUUUGUUUGUCCUCGCCAAUGAUCCUGUAGCAGAAGUCAGAAAAUUGGUCUGCGCAGCAUUUGUGCACCUCACGGAAGUCCUCCCCUCAUCUAUAGAGCCGCAUCUCAGGAAUCUCAUGGAGUACAUGUUACAAGUUAACAAAGACCCUGAUGAAGAAGUGUCUCUCGAAGCAUGUGAAUUUUGGUCUGCAUACUGUGACGCUCAGCUGCCGCCAGAGAACUUGAAAGAGUUUCUGCCACGCCUAAUUCCAGUGUUGCUUGAAAACAUGGCUUAUGCAGAUGACGACGAGUCCCUUUUGGAUGCAGAGGAAGAUGAGUCUCAACCAGACAGAGAUCAGGAUUUGAAACCUCGUUUUCAUACAUCAAGACUUCAUGGUUCAGAGGAUUUUGAUGAUGAUGAUGAUGAUGAUGACUCGUUUAACGUGUGGAAUUUAAGAAAGUGUAGUGCAGCAGCUAUUGACGUGCUCUCCAAUGUAUUUGGAGAUGAAAUCCUUCCAGCACUCAUGCCCCUAAUUCAGACAAAAUUGUCAGCUUCUGGUGAUGAGGCCUGGAAAGAUAGGGAAGCUGCUGUUUUGGCUCUCGGGGCUAUUGCUGAANAGCUACCUGUCAAGGUCUUAAGAAAUCUUUUUGGUAGUUUAAGAUCACUGAAAAAGAAUCCUGGUGUUGGUUGGUCAGCUAGAAGGCCAAAAAUUCCUGAAAGUGCUACUAAUAGUAGGAGAUUUGAUAUAGAUCAACAUCCUAACGCCUUAUUUCUGCAGAUUGUAGCAUUUCUUCUUCCUCUUUUAGAUGAUAAAUUCCCGCUCAUACGAAGCAUAUCUUGCUGGACGCUUUCUCGAUUUGGCAAGUAUAUUAUCCAGGAAAGUGGCAAUCCGAAGGGUUAUGAACAGUUUGAGAAAGUGCUUUUGGUUCUUGCCGGUCUUCUUCGCAAACUCUUGGAUAAUAACAAGCGGGUCGAGAAGGCCGCCUGUUCAGCUUUUACAACUCUUGUAAAGGAUGCUGGUGUAGACUUGGUGAAAUACCUGGAGGUAAUGCUAGAACAUAUUAUAUGCGCUUUUGGAACGUCUAAGAGGGAGAACAUCAGAAUUGUUUAUGAUGCAAUUAGAACACUGCCAAUGGUUGUUCGAGAAGAGCUGAUAACUAAGCCUGGUUAUCUUGAGAUUAUGAUUUCCUCACUGGUUGCAAAAUGGGAACAACUUUCAAAGUCAGAUAAAGAUCUAUACCCAAUGUCAGAAUGCUUUUUAUCAAUUUCUCAGGCUUUAGGUGCCAGAUUCAUUCCAUUUGCCCAGGCUGUUUUCAAGAGAUGCAUACGAAUCAUGGAAAAGCAAAGACUAACUAAGGUUGGUCUUGCUGCUGCUGGGGUUCAGUAUGAUAAGGGGAUUAUCGUUUGGUCUCUUGAUUUUCUUUAUGACCUUGCUGAAGGGCUUGGGAGUGGGAUAGGGUCACUGGUUGAACAAAGUAAUUUAAGAGUUAUGCUUCUUGGCUAUUGCUUGGAUAAUGCUUCUGAUGUCAGAGAAAAAGCUUUUGCCCUUAUGGGAGUUCUUGCAAGAGUAUACCCGGUCUAUAUACAACCCAACCUACGUGAGUUCCUCGAAAUCACAAGCAAGCAACUGAGAGCAAACGUUAUUAGAGAAAAUGUUAAUGUCGCGACUAAUGCUUGUUGGGCCAUUGGAGAAUUAGCUGUCAAGGUUUGUCACGAAGUCUCACCAUUCGUGACCAGUGUUGUCUCUUCCCUAAGCUUGAUUCUUCAACAUGGAGAGGGUGUCAAUAAGGCACUAGCUGAGAUCAGUGCAAUUACACUUGGGAGACUAGCAUGGAUUCGUCCAGACCUAGUCGCACCGCGCAUGGAGCACUUCGUGGAACCAUGGUGCAAGAAAUUGUCAAAGUUAUAUGAUGGCACUAAGAAAGAAGAUGCAUUUAGAGGGUUAUGUGCUGCGGUUAAACUGAAUCCAUCAGGAGUUGCUAACUCAGGUCAUUUCAUAUGUGAAGCCAUUGCGAGUUGGCACGAAAUAAAAAGUGAGGACUUACAGAAAGAAGUUUCCCAAGUGUUGAACGUCUUUAAGAAUAUGCUGGGAAGAAGUUCAUGGGAGAAAUACAUCUCUUCUCUGGAUCCUCUUGUAAAGGAAAGGCUUGCGAGAUAUAAUGUGUAAAAUUUGA
This is a messenger RNA of Camelina sativa (false flax), 2837 nucleotides long. Lineage: Eukaryota; Viridiplantae; Streptophyta; Magnoliopsida; Brassicales; Brassicaceae. The record is from RefSeq and is a predicted model, not a curated record.